This is a messenger RNA of Mus caroli (Ryukyu mouse), 1563 nucleotides long. Lineage: Eukaryota; Metazoa; Chordata; Mammalia; Rodentia; Muridae. The record is from RefSeq and is a predicted model, not a curated record.
GCUGAAGCCGGCAAGCCUGCCUGUCAAGCAUUAGUGACAAAGCCGAGGAGAGGGGCAUUAUUGGAAAAGUUCUCAGCACUACAAAUGAUUCUGCUGCUUCCAAGGCCCUUCAAAGCCAGAUCCUUCCACACAAAGAAAACAUUCUGCAGAACCAUCGGGAUUUCUGUAGGUCAACGGCAAACACCACCCCGUCUUAACCACCAGCAGGAAAAAAUGAAGCACAUUAUCAAUUCGUACGAACACAUCAAUGACACCACAAGAAAUAACUCCGAUUGUCCUGAUGUAGUUUUGCCAGAAGAGAUAUUUUUCACAAUCUCCAUCAUUGGUGUAUUGGAGAACUUGAUUGUCCUCCUGGCUGUGAUCAAAAAUAAAAAUCUCCAGUCCCCCAUGUAUUUUUUCAUCUGCAGUUUGGCCAUUUCUGACAUGUUGGGCAGUCUGUAUAAGAUCUUGGAAAACAUCCUGAUCAUGUUCAGAAACAUGGGUUAUCUCAAGCCUCGUGGCAGUUUCGAAAGCACAGCAGAUGACAUCAUUGACUGCAUGUUCGUCCUCUCUUUGCUGGGCUCUAUCUUCAGCCUGUCUGUCAUUGCAGCUGACCGUUACAUCACCAUCUUCCAUGCCCUGCAAUACCAUAGCAUUGUGACUAUGCGCCGCACCAUCAUCACCCUAACAAUUAUCUGGAUGUUCUGCACAGGGAGCGGCAUCACCAUGGUGAUCUUCUCCCACCACAUCCCCACAGUGCUCACCUUCACAUCGCUGUUCCCUUUGAUGCUGGUUUUUAUCCUGUGUCUCUACAUCCACAUGUUCUUACUUGCCCGCUCCCAUGCUAGGAAGAUCUCUACCCUUCCUAGAACCAACAUGAAGGGUGCCAUGACACUAACUAUCCUUCUUGGAGUCUUCAUCUUCUGUUGGGCCCCCUUUGUGCUCCAUGUUCUCUUGAUGACUUUCUGCCCAAAUAACCCUUACUGUGUUUGCUACAUGUCUCUCUUCCAGGUCAAUGGCAUGUUGAUCAUGUGCAAUGGAGUUAUUGACCCAUUUAUAUAUGCCUUUCGGAGCCCAGAGCUCAGAGAUGCAUUCAAAAGGAUGCUCUUCUGCAACCGGUAUUAGUAGAAUUUUUGAUCCCUGCUUUGAGUGUUGUAAAGGGACCAGAUAACACAUCAGUCUGACAUGUACCAGUGAUUCUUCUGACCAGUCUUUCCUUCUUUAACAGAUGGGGAUGGUCCCACUGACUAGUGUUUACCAUAACUGCCUUUCUUAUUCACAGUCUUACUCUACCUGCAUUUUUAUAUUGUAUCUAGGGAGAUGAAAUGUUGUGCUAAACAGGAAAGUUUACAAAGUACACAUAGCAUACAAAUGUGAGGACUUUGGGAUAAGCAAAUAUUUGUUCUUCUGUGGAUACCUGGGAAAACUGUCAUUGGGAGGCCUUUCCAAGCAGGAAGCCAUGUUAACCAGUACUCUAGAAGUUAAAGUACUUUGGGGGCAUCUAGCUAACUAACUAACUAUCUAUGUUAGUCAGAUGUCUGUGUACGUGGCAAAUAAAUGCAAUCAAUCAACUUUGAAAGAGGA